This is a messenger RNA of Cydia pomonella (codling moth), 807 nucleotides long. RefSeq lists its product as uncharacterized. Lineage: Eukaryota; Metazoa; Arthropoda; Insecta; Lepidoptera; Tortricidae. The record is from RefSeq and is a predicted model, not a curated record. The transcript is spliced from 3 exons. The coding region runs from base 336 to 665 and encodes 109 amino acids.
CUUCUCCAUAAAUGUUAUUUAAAUGCCCGUAUUUAAAAUUAAAAUUAUAGAAUAGCUACCUAGUAAUAUGACUCGUGAAAUAACUCUUCUCAUCGAUCAAUCGAUUUUGUUUUAAUCUACAGUUAUGUUCAGCGAUUGGUCACUCUUAACAAUUGGUUCUCAAUUUAAUACUGAAUCUUGCUCGUACUUAAUUUCGCAGAGUUGAGAGCACUUAUCAAUUUCGAUUUCAUUAUAAUAUCAUUUUAUUUUUGAGAGUCUUGGAAUUACGCUCUAUAUAUCGGAGUCGGCGUUGCCAGCGCGCUAUCCCCGCCGCCGCCGCGCUCGCCGCCGCCGCCAUGUCGCCGCUCGCCCGCUCGCUGCUCGCGCUCGCCGCGCUGCUCGCCGCCGCCGACGCCGGCAGAGAACAAGUACAGUUUGGGAUCAAUUCGCCACAUUUCACCAGGCUGAAUGAAGUGACGCUGAACCCACAGGGAGGAUGGAUAAAACCCAAGAAUUACUGUUCCAGCGUACCAAAAGGCGCGCUGGUGGUAGCCAGCAACGCUAACAACGACCGCGCGCCGUACAUCGCCGGAACGGUGCAGAGCAUCAGCGUAACGUGCACGCCACUAGGACCGUACACGACGUGCAAGGACAAUAUCAGAGUCAAUGUUACGCAGUUUUGUUAAUUAUGUCUUAAAUGCAAAUAGCAUUUUUUUAUUGUAAAAUUUUACUUGAUAAUAGAGCUUGUUAGUGUCAAAAUUUACUGUUACAGGAAAGGACAUACGUUAAGUGAUCUCUUUUUUCGAAAUUUAAUGCGUCGUAACAUUC